This is a messenger RNA of Metarhizium acridum CQMa 102, 762 nucleotides long. The record is from RefSeq and is a predicted model, not a curated record. Lineage: Eukaryota; Fungi; Ascomycota; Sordariomycetes; Hypocreales; Clavicipitaceae.
AUGCCAGCAGUUCCGGCUCACAAUGUUAGGUUCGACUCUGCCGCUAAUGCGUACCUCAUGGAGUAUUGCGGCAUUCAUCCCCCGAACUCGCCGUACCACCCGCUUGUUGCCCACACGAGCACCAACUUCUACUCGUCCAUUGCGUAUCCCGCCGUGGCAGAGGUAGGUGUACGUGUGGCCAAGCUUGGCAACUCGAGCGUCACCUUUGAGCUAGCUGUAUUUGAAAAGGGAGUCGAGGGGGUGAAGGCUGUCUGUAGACCUUCAAAGACGGGAAUGGCCCCGGGGCUGAGGAGGGGGCUUGAGAAGUUAUACAAUGGGCAUGAGCAGUUAGGGUCAAAGAACAACAAGCCGACAUGUCACAUGAGGGCCUCAGCAAACUCUCGCCACUGCAGCCCCUCAACCUAUUCACGAAAGCCCAUCGAGAACCCCCUUCGCAACCAUCUAACCCCCAGGUCUACACUCGUCAGUCUGCUUCUGAUGCCAGAGUGGGUUAAAGCUACCAAGUUUCCGAGAUGGCUUGGAGCUGAAAAUGCGACAUGGGAAAGUGCUAUUUCCGGUACAGGCAGGGAGUGUGAAACGACGCUGCCCUCGCGAACUUGUGUUGACGUGGAAGAUGGAAACGGCUUUGGUCAAACGGCCAUGCCGCCGUGUAUCCACGAGACAUCCGCUCUGCCUAAAAAGACACUCGUAUCGCCGGUUUUUGGGGCAAACUUCUGCCGUAUUCCGCCUUGUCCGCGCAGAUUGGGCAAAGAAAAGUGCUAG